AUGUCGACUGACAUCUCUAUUCCCAGUGACCUCGAAUUGAAUCGCAUUGUUCCUUACAAAAUCGCCCUUGAUAGGAGCUUCAUCGAUCUCACCAAACAAAAGCUGAAGCUCGCUCGAUAUCCCGAAGAACAACAUGACUUUUCUGAGGACGACUGGUCUCAGGGAGCCAAAGUAGCGAGAGUUCGACACCUCGCAGAUCACUGGCUAAACAAGUAUGACUGGGACGCUGAAGAGAAACGCCUCAACAGCAUCUUCAACCACUACCUUGUCAAACUCGACGUCCCCGGCUACGGCCCGCUGACCCUGCACUUCACCCACACCGUAUCUCCCGAUCCCAACGCGAUCCCGCUCCUCUUUUCCCACGGCUGGCCGGGCUCCUUCGUCGAGGCUUCGAAAAUCGUGUCGGGCCUCACCAACCCAUCGUCCCCCAAGCACCCGCCUUUCCACCUCGUCGCCCCUUCCAUACCCGGAUUCGGCUUCUCCCCAGCGCCCACCACGUCUGGCGUCGGCCCCGAGGUCGUCGCCCGCGCCUACAAGGUCCUCAUGACCGACGUCCUGGGCUACCCGUGGUUCGUCACGCAGGGCGGGGACUUCGGCUCCUUCAUCACGCGGUCCAUCGCCAUCCAGUUUCCGGGCGUCGUGCGCGCCGCGCAUCUGAACAUGUUUCCCGUCCCGCCUCCCACGCUCCUGCGGGCGCCGUUGGCGUAUCUGCGCUGGUGCCUCUCGGGGCUCUUCUACACAGACUUCGAAAAGGAGGCGGUUCGCGUGCGGAGAAACUUCGAGACGGAUCAGAGCGGCUAUCUCGAGCAGCAGCGCACCCGGCCGCAGACCCUUGGCUUCGCGUUAGGUGAUUCACCCCUGGGGUUGUUGGCGUGGUUCGUUGAGAAGUUCCACGACUGGGCGGGUGUCCAUGAGGCGCUCGGUGACGACGAGGUCAUCACGCUAGUGAUGAUGCAUUGGAUCCAGGGAGCUACGCCCGGACUGAGGUUCUACCGCGAGGCGUUCGGGGAGCGGAGGGAGGCGGAGAGGACUUUCGAGACGUAUGUUGCUGUGCCGACUGGUGUAAGUAUGUAUGCGAAGGAGCAACUUCAUUGUCCAAAAGAUUGGGCUCAGCAGGCGGCCAACAUCCAGUUCUGGAGAGAGCAUGAACGCGGAGGGCACUUCUCCAGUUUGGAAUGUCCUGAAAAAUUCAUCAAGGACAUGAGAGACUUCUUUUCAUCGCCUUCAGUUCUCAAGUCCAUUCACGAGGUGGCAUGA
Messenger RNA from Colletotrichum karsti, 1257 nucleotides. RefSeq names its product epoxide hydrolase. Gene Ontology annotation, biological process: epoxide metabolic process. NCBI's taxonomy places the organism in Eukaryota, Fungi, Ascomycota, Sordariomycetes, Glomerellales, Glomerellaceae. Gene Ontology annotation, molecular function: epoxide hydrolase activity. The coding region runs from base 1 to 1257 and encodes 418 amino acids. The record is from RefSeq and is a predicted model, not a curated record. The transcript is spliced from 3 exons.